UUACUUGCAGUGCAUUACAUUCCCAUCGUUUUCAUUCUGACGUGGUGCUUGUACGACUGUUCAUUAAAGGAUGUUAAAGAUAUGGUCUAUGAAGAAGAACGAGGAGACGGCUGCGAAGAAGAAGCCCAAGGUGUCAGCAGCGCAGAUUCGAUUGCAGAAAGAUCUUACCGAACUGGAAGAGUUCAAGACUAUGACUACUGAGUUUCCCGAUCCUGCCGACUUGCUGCAUUUUAAUCUUAUCAUAACGCCGGACGAGGGGUUCUACAAGGGCGGCAAGUUCCUCUUCUCGUUCGUUAUCACCAGUAACUACCCGCACGAGCCGCCAAAAGUCAAGUGUACGCAGAAGAUUUAUCACCCGAAUGUCGAUACGGAGGGGAAUGUGUGCCUUAAUAUCCUGAGAGAGGACUGGAAGCCCGUGCUAAACCUGAACGCUGUGCUCGUGGGAUUGCAGUUCCUUUUCCUGGAGCCGAACGCCGAGGAUCCGCUGAACAAGGAGGCGGCAGAGGAGCUCAGGCGAGAUAGGGACGUUUUUGCCAAGAAUGCGGCGCUCUCUAUGCGGGGAGGUACGAUCCGUGGCCAGACGUACGAGCGCGUUUUGCCGUCAUGAGCCUCCGUGGUGGGUGUAUUAGCGCUCGUAGAGAGGGGCGCGGCGGUUAGAGGCAUUGCAUGUCGUGUCGUGUCCUGUUCAUCACGCAUUCGGCUCCUGCGUCCAAGGGACAGUUUCUCUGCAUUGUAUAAUGCAUACCCCCAUCCCUCUGUAAUCC
Dacryopinax primogenitus is the source of this 764-nucleotide messenger RNA. RefSeq lists its product as uncharacterized. Lineage: Eukaryota; Fungi; Basidiomycota; Dacrymycetes; Dacrymycetales; Dacrymycetaceae. Bases 71 to 607 code for a protein of 178 amino acids. The record is from RefSeq and is a predicted model, not a curated record. The transcript has 6 exons.